Molecule: messenger RNA, 2488 nt
Organism: Vespula vulgaris
Lineage: Eukaryota; Metazoa; Arthropoda; Insecta; Hymenoptera; Vespidae
Product: G-protein coupled receptor Mth2-like
Exons: 5
Coding region: 187-1764 (525 amino acids)
Biological process (GO): cell surface receptor signaling pathway; G protein-coupled receptor signaling pathway
Cellular component (GO): membrane
Molecular function (GO): G protein-coupled receptor activity
Source: RefSeq, a predicted model, not a curated record
GAGUUUUCGAAUCGCAGAAUCGCGCCGGAUGCUUUCGAAGGAACGUACAUGACGGUUUUAUCUUUAGACGUUAGAGAUUCUUCUAAGACGAUAAGGCGUUUGUGGUUGAAAGAUUGUCAGAAGUUCGAACGAGUUGACGCAUGCGACAUGUUACGAAAGUUCAGUUGACAAUUACAUUCGCGAAGGAUGGGCGGUGGUCGAAACAUUAGAAUAGGCAUCGUCCUCGUAUAUUCUUAUUUUUUAUUUCUGACGAUGGAAAUGUCAGAUUCGUCGAAUUCGUUUUUAUCUUUAAAACCAGAAGAUACUUCCGAUAGAAAUCUUUCGAGAACGAGCGCGAUCGAUUACUCUCAUCGAUGUCUUUCGUCUAAUGAAAAUUUUAUUCCAUUUUGUCUACCCUUAUGCUGUCACUGGAAUCAUAUCUUGAUAAAUAACACGUGUGUGAUGGCGAACAAGACUGCUAAAUUUCCGCCAGUUUACGAUGCCGAUAGCUUCGAUUUAACCGAUUUAAUUGUAGACGAAACUAACUUUCGUUUCUUCGUGCACGAUCCUUGUAACGGGAUCUCUAUAGCGGAUUCUAGCAGGUGUCUCAUGGAAGAUGAGUUCUUACUUUUGCAAAAUGGUUCGAUCUAUAUACUAAAUCAAACUAUAAUUAAUCAAGUGGAUUAUUGUUUCGGUAUUUACAAACGCGAUCAAUACGAAGUGAUAGAAUGCUGUACAUACGCUGACGAAGGAAGUUUUAACGGCAGACUCAAGAGAUUUUUUAUUAUUUGCCUAAUAAUAUCAUUACUAUUUCUGUUUAUAACCUUUGUUAUUUAUUCUAUAAUACCAGAACUGAAUAAUAUGCAUGGUCGUACUCUACGCGUUUAUACUAGUACUCUCUUUUUCGCUUAUCUCUUUCUUGUGAUAGUACAAACAUCUUCGGAAGAUAUUAUCUCGUCAACUUGGUGCAUCGUUAUCGCUUUCUUUAUGUAUUUCUUCUUUUUGGCAAGUUUUUACUGGUUGAACGUCAUGUGUUUCGACAUUUGGUGGACAUUUGGAGGAUUUCGAGCAUUAAGGGGCAGUAUGAAACAAAGAGAUCAAAAAAAAUUUAUAAUAUACUCUAUUUAUGCUUGGGGAGUUGCAUCGUUAUUCACAGGUAUAUGCUUGAUUAUGGACUUUGCUCCUAAUAUUCCAGAAGGUUCUAUUCGCCCCCAAUUGGGAGCGGAAAGAUGCUGGUUUAAAUAUAACACAGCGACGAAUAUUUAUUUUAUUGGACCUAUGACAAUAUCAGUUUUCUGCAAUCUAUGUCUAUUUAUCUCAACUGCUUUAAAGAUUCAACAACAUAAAAGAGAUACGGCUCAUCAUUUAAGAAGUAGUGAAAGUAGACGCCAUGACGAUAAUAAGCAAUGGUUUAAUUUGUACUUGAAGUUGUUCAUUGUAAUGGGUAUCACCUGGUCAACGGAAAUCAUAUCCACGUUAUGGAAAGGAUCUGAUAAUUAUAUUUGGUACAUAACAGACGUGGUGAAUACUUUACAGGGUUUGAUCAUUUUCAUAACGCUCGUUUGCAAAGAAAAAAUUAAGCGUUUAUUACUUAAAAGAUUUGGAUAUAACGAUAAUAAAUUUUUUUCGAGAAACUCUACUCGAAGCGUUUAUCACAGCUCAGCGUCUCGUACUACUUGUACAACAUCAAGUGGUUUACCUCUUCAAGAUAAAGUCAAUGCAAAUAUUCGACGUGAGCCAUUUGGCACGAGUAAAGAAAGUGCUGAAGAAAGCGAUUGUCCUUAAAAUACACAAUAAUAGUGAUCGAAUAUUAUAAAAAAUCAGUUGUGAUCUAUAAAAUACGUUCGUUGAUGAGAACGUAUAUUCUUGAUGGAUGAUAGAUGAUCAUCGAUUUCGUAAGAAAAAAUUGCCAACAGGCUUAAAGAAAUGAGAGACGAUUUUUACUUCAAAAAUGUUAUUCUCUCUUUAAAAUCAUAUACAUUCACAUGCACGCUUCUUAUUUCUUAUUCCAUUUUUCAUUUUUCUUCAAACCCAUUUAUUUUUCUUUUAUAUUUCUUAAUCUCAUUAAUUUAUGAUAAAUAAUGAUAUAUCGUGACAUUAGAAUAAAGAGGAUGGAAUCCGUGAAGAAUUAGACUAUAACUUAUAUUAAAAGAAUUGAAUAUUACGAAGCGCUUGGAACAAUUUUUUAAAUAAAAAAUCAUUAAUAAACUAUGCAUUACAUAGUGAUCGACCUAUUAUUACAGUUAUUAAAUUUGAUGACAAAGACAUAUUAUACUUAUAAAACUUGUACACAUGUAGACUUCGUACACUUGGAUAAAGAUAUAUAUCUAAAGUGUAUCAUUCUUUACUAUAUACUUUGAAUCUCUAUAUAUUUAUUACUAUUAAAUAAAUGUGAUGCUAUUAGUGCAUUUAAAGUAUUGUAUAACAAAUUAUCUAAUUAUUCUUGCAAUAUCUCUAUAACGUAGAAAUAAUUCGUUUUUACUAAUCGUUUUACCUAGAUAGUCUACAA